Molecule: messenger RNA, 751 nt
Organism: Penicilliopsis zonata CBS 506.65
Lineage: Eukaryota; Fungi; Ascomycota; Eurotiomycetes; Eurotiales; Aspergillaceae
Exons: 2
Coding region: 37-570 (177 amino acids)
Molecular function (GO): acyltransferase activity, transferring groups other than amino-acyl groups
Source: RefSeq, a predicted model, not a curated record
GUGUUUUACCAACGAAAAGUACUUUACCAACAGAAAAUGAAGGCCAACAUCCUCUUCCGCAUCGCAACCUCCCAUGAUGCCCUCCGUAUCCAAGAACUGAUCGAAUCCGCCUUUCGUGCUCAAGAUACUCGCCCCAACUGGACCGACGGACUGGACCUAACCUCCCAUUUCACCCUUGGUAUCGACGAAGUGCUAUCCACGAUCAACGCGCCAGAUACCGCGACCCUGAUAGGCUUCAAUGAAGACGAAACCCUCGUGUCUUCUGUCUCUGUCUCAAGGAAGACCGACUCCACCGCCCGUCUCUUCUGGUUGGCAGUUCACCAGAAUUACCAGCGGGGAGGACUAGGGCGUCAAACUCUUGCAUACGCGGAAACCUACUCACGGCAGACAUGGGCUGUUGACAUGAUGGGGCUGAAUGCUCUCUCCACCCGCGUGGAAUUGAGACGUUGGUACGUUCGUCAUGGAUAUCGCGAGACGGGAGAGACCAGUCCGUUUCCGCAGGAGCAAGUUCGUGCUCUGCACUUGCCGCCAGAGCUUUGUUUUAAUGAGUUCAAUAAAAACCUGUCAUAAUGGAAGAGAGAGAGAUUAGAGAAUGCGUGGACGGAAACGGUGGGGUUGGCUAUGGACGGCCCGUGCCGACCGAAAGUCCGGGGAAUGUCGGGAACCUGCCUAAUUCGGCGUGUCAUACUCCUUGUUCUGUAGUCAUAUUGUUCGCCGUGGGAAUAGUGAUUUUGGUUGAUAUGAGGUAGAG